UAUGGCGGGAAAAUCUCCCAUUCGCAAUCGUCGCCACCGUUUCCUGCUGUUUCCUUCUUUCUAGGGUUUCAUUCAUCGGUCGCUCCAAAUCAAUCGGAAAAGAGCAGAGUCCACUGAAACUCCGAGGGGAGUUCGAGCUCCUGAAGAGUCGAAACCGCAAUGCCGACGUACAAAAUACGGGGAAUCGAUGUGGAUUUCCCUUUCGACGCCUACGAUUGCCAGCUCGUUUACAUGGAAAAAGUCAUCCAGGCUCUCCAAGAAAGGUGUAAUGCUCUAUUGGAGAGCCCUACUGGAACUGGAAAGACAUUAUGCCUUCUCUGUGCUACUUUGGCGUGGAGGAAGAGCUUGGGAAGCUUCUCAACUGGUUCUGCUAAGCCAGACUCACAGUCUAAUUCCAAUGUAAACAAUUUUCCGACUAUAGUGUACGCUUCUCGCACUCAUAGUCAGCUGCGCCAAGUGAUUCAAGAACUGAAAAGAAGCAACUACAGGCCUAAAAUGAUGGUCUUAGGUUCUCGAGAGCAAUUAUGCAUCCAUGAUGAGGUCAGUUUGCUUCGAGGAAGAGCACAAAAUAAUGCCUGCCAUUAUGCUUGCAGAAAGGGUGCAAAGAGUCGCUGCAAGCAUUAUUCUCUCGUCGCUGACUUUGUGAAGAACAGUCCAUUUCUCGGGGACGAUCCUGUCGACAUAGAGGAUUUGAUUUCUAUUGGAAGAAAAUCUGGGCCGUGUCCUUACUAUAUAUCAAGAGAGCUCCACAAGGCUGUUGAUAUUCUUUUCGCUCCCUACAAUUAUCUGAUUGAUCAAAGCUACAGGAAGUCGUUGUCUCUUGACUGGAAUAAUAGCAUACUCAUUUUUGAUGAAGCACAUAAUUUGGAAAGCUUGUGUGCAGAUGCUGCCUCAUUUGAUCUGCCUUCUGGCCUUCUGACAGCUUGCAUUUCUGAAGCCAAAAGUUGCAUUGAUCUCUCCGUUGAUAGAAGAGAUAAAUCAAAUGAUACAUCUCGAAACCCGGACAAUUUUGCUAUUCUUAGAGCAUUACUUCUGAAGCUCGAAAAGAGAAUUGCUGAAAUACCUGUUGAAUCCAAGGAAUUUGGCUUUACCAAACCUGGACCUUACAUCUAUGAAUUAUUUUCUGAACUAAACAUCACACAUGAAACUGCCUCUAUGCUCAUGGGAAUAAUUGAGGAGGCUUCUGUGCUUCUUGAGGAAUCCAAGGAACUGGAAGCAAAGGGUGGCAUUUGCAGGCUUGAAACUAUGGGUGAAAUUCUUAAGCUGAUCUUCAGAGAAAAGGAACAUGCUCAUUCCAAUUUUUAUCGUCUACAUGUGCGGGAAGUUGAUGCGUAUCCUUCAGAUGGUUUAAAAGGCAAGGCAUUGAGGACUCUCAGUUGGUGGUGUUUCAAUCCUGGAUUAGCUAUGGAAGAGUUUUCAAAGAUGGGAGUUGGUUCUAUUGUAUUGACGUCUGGCACAUUGUCUCCCAUGGAUUCAUUUGCUCAAGAACUUAAUCUAGAUUUUCCUGUGCGGCUGGAAAAUCCUCAUGUCAUAUCAUCAGAUCAAAUAUGGGCUGGAGUGGUAGCAGCUGGUCCAUCUGGCUGCUUAUUUAAUUCCUCUUAUCGAAAUCGGGAUUCCUUAGAAUACAAGCAAGAGCUUGGCAAUGCUAUUGUUAAUUUAGCUCGAAUAGUGCCGGAUGGACUGCUUGUAUUUUUCCCUUCUUACUACAUUUUGGAUCAAUGUCUUCAGUGCUGGAAGAAUAUGGCUCAUCCCAAUUCAGUGGACUCUAACACCAUAUGGGAAAGGAUCUGUAAACAUAAACAGCCUGUUGUGGAACCUCGACAGUCGUCACUCUUUCCUUUAGCCAUUGAGGACUACAUGUCCAAGCUCAAUGACACCUCAAACUCAGGUGCAUUAUUCUUUGCAGUUUGUCGUGGGAAGGUGAGCGAAGGAUUAGAUUUUGCGGACAGUGCUGGCAGAGCUGUUGUAGUCACAGGCUUGCCAUUUGCCACUAGGACUGAUCCAAAGGUGCGUUUGAAACGUGAGUACCUGGAUGAGUUGGCACGCUUGCAGAAGGAAAGGAGGAUUCUAACUGGAGAUGAAUGGUAUAACCAACAAGCAUCCCGAGCUGUGAACCAGGCUGUAGGACGUGUUAUUCGUCAUCGUGAUGAUUAUGGAGCCAUAAUCAUGUUGGAUGAAAGAUUUGCACAUCCGAAUCGUCAGUCCCAAAUAUCACGUUGGAUACAGCCUCACAUUAAGUGUUAUUCUAAGUUUGGAGAAGUGGUUUAUCAUUUGACCCGUUUUUUCCGAGAUGGAGGGAAUCGUGUCCCUGCAAAGCCAAAGAAAUUGCAACACAAAGACAGUGGAGAUACAAAAAUUGUGGAGCCUAUACCCUUUUCUCAAACUCCACUGGCUUUGCCAACAGACGAUGAUGGCAAUUUACAUCCGAUAUCUUUAGCUUGUGAAAUGAAAAGAACUGCCAACUCAAGCCAGUUGAGAGAAGUCAUUCCUGCCAAUCGCUCAUCUUUUUCUCCUUUGAAAAAGUUCCUGGGAUCAAUGGGGAGUUCUUUUGGGAAUUAUACCAGUAACGGACAAAAGCUACUAAUGUCUGGGAGGGGCAAUAUACAGCAGAAAAGUGAAAUAGUAGAUUUAACUGCCGAUUCCCUAGUUGAUGAGAAACCAUAUAAAGGACUAACAGCACCUCGCUUUACAAAGAAGCGCAAAAUAUCUCACCUAGAGGACUGUGUUAUGCUUGAUGCUGGACAUAGCAGUAAGUGUACCAAUGGUGCCGAAUGUUCACAAUCAGAGUGCCGCUCUUCAUGUGUAAAUUUAGUGGAAUGGGAUAAUUCAUCCACUUCUGAUGGUAGGAGCAGAAAACAAGUCCAAGGUGUUUCGAUUUCUCUUCCUCGAGAUGACGAGCCUAUUCCAAGUAUUGAUGCUAAUCCUCUCUCAGAGGGAUCCAAAGGUGUCCAAAAUGCUACUGCACCUGGCAAAGAUGAGGAGAAUAAAGGAUCUGCUUUUCUGUUACAGGUUCAGGAGAAACUUAAUUCUUCAGAAUAUAAAGAAUUUAUUGGGUUUAUGAAGGCACUGAAGUCCAAAUCAAUGAAAAUAAGUUAUGUUCUUCAGUCGAUUGCCAGACUGUUCUCUGGACCAGAAAGGCUUCAGGUUUCUACAAGAUUUAAGGAUUUUAUCCCCGUGAAGUAUCACUCUCUGUAUGAGAAGUAUCUUGGAGCAAAUGAUGGCAUCGCAGAUGGUUGAAAGAGGAGCAUUGUUCUCUGCCCUUCGGUCCAGCCUAAAUUAUAUGCAACUGCUGCAUUAUUUUAUUGGGGAGAUUAAAGUUUGAGGUUCAGGUGACGUCAAUGACUCUGUAUUCCAUUUCCUGUCUGGGAAAUAUGCAAACUAGGUGUCUUUGCCGAAGUUUCAGGCAAAGUUGAUGAUUGGUUGCUGGGGACAAUGAGCUUUCACCUGAUGAACCUUGGACUGGAAUUUAACAACUGAGUUGUGAGGCUUCUUUUUUUUUUUUUUUAUUUAUUUUUAUUUUAUGGAAGGCGAUCUUACAAUUUUCCAGCCCUGCUGGGCCACAUGUUUUGGUUCAGUACAAAUGGCGUAAGCUAAGGAUGCUGGAGAUUUAAGCUCUCGGAGAGCUGCACGUCAAUCGGCUGAAGUCCUGCAGUUUCAUAUCGGUAGUGUUUGUGUUGAAAUCUUUUGGAUGCUGAAGCUAUCAGGCACUGCUAUUUACUUGGCCACCAAAAGAGUCUAUUCUCUUCCCAGAUUAAAUGGAACCGUCUUCCAUCGUCACUGUAAUUUAACAUGCUGCAAGUUUAUUGGGAGUAGUCCCUUCUUUUCAUGGUCCUGUAUAGAUGGAAAUUUUAUCAGUCUAGUGGAGAUAGAUGCUCCUCUAACUAGCUAUUAUAAUAUUCUCCUGAAAGUUCGUUGGUAUUAGCUUGUGUUCGGGAGUUGUUCCUGGUGAAAAUAAUUGAUCGUGGUGUUGUUAACUGAGGUUUUCAACAGUCAAGAGUUGUGUCUGUGGUAGGGA
Messenger RNA from Eucalyptus grandis, 4015 nucleotides. Its product is annotated as regulator of telomere elongation helicase 1 homolog. The transcript is spliced from 23 exons. Gene Ontology annotation, molecular function: DNA binding; hydrolase activity, acting on acid anhydrides, in phosphorus-containing anhydrides; ATP binding. The record is from RefSeq and is a predicted model, not a curated record. Lineage: Eukaryota; Viridiplantae; Streptophyta; Magnoliopsida; Myrtales; Myrtaceae. Gene Ontology annotation, cellular component: nucleus. Bases 160 to 3237 code for a protein of 1025 amino acids. Gene Ontology annotation, biological process: regulation of double-strand break repair via homologous recombination; negative regulation of t-circle formation; telomeric loop disassembly.